GACGAUGACGAUGACGACGACGACGACGACGGCAACGGCGACGGCGACGGCGGUGACGAUGACGAUGACGACGACGACGGCGACGGCGACGGCGGCGACGCUGCCGCAACCGUUGUCGUGGUCGUUCACUAUUCUCACUAUCACUGACGACGACAACGACGACGACGAUGACGACAUCGCCGUCGCCGCUGCCGUGGUCGUCCAUUAUUAUCACUAUCACUGGCGACGUCGCUGUCGCCGCUGCCGUGGUCGUCCACUAUUAUCACUAUCACUGACAAUGACGACGGUGACGACGUCGCCAUUGCCGCUGCCGCUACUGUUGUCAUAGUCGUUCACUAGCUAUUAUCACCAACACUAACGACGACGACGACGGCGACGAGGACGACGUUGCCGUUACCGUUGUCGUAGUCGUCCACUAUUCUUAUUAUCACUGA
Molecule: messenger RNA, 434 nt
Organism: Solenopsis invicta (red fire ant)
Lineage: Eukaryota; Metazoa; Arthropoda; Insecta; Hymenoptera; Formicidae
Exons: 2
Coding region: 5-328 (107 amino acids)
Source: RefSeq, a predicted model, not a curated record